This is a messenger RNA of Sycon ciliatum, 915 nucleotides long. Its product is annotated as CTD small phosphatase-like protein 2-A. The transcript is spliced from 2 exons. The record is from RefSeq and is a predicted model, not a curated record. Gene Ontology annotation, molecular function: phosphoprotein phosphatase activity. Lineage: Eukaryota; Metazoa; Porifera; Calcarea; Leucosolenida; Sycettidae. Bases 1 to 915 code for a protein of 304 amino acids.
AUGGGCAAUCACAUCCCGAUGGUGCAGGAAUCGCUAUCCUGGAACAAAGCCGAGCUGGACGGGAACAAAGCUAUUGUGAUGCCAGCUGUUCGACGCGGAUUUCUGCAGAACAUUUUGGCCACUGUCAGAUCUGUGCGUCUCACAUUGAGAGCGGCAGUUCACGAUAUACUUACUACGAGCGAGAGCAAUGCAGAAAACCAGCGCGUGGGCAAAGGAACGGACAACCUCUUCUGCUGCGUUGACUUUAUACCUGGAAUACCAAUCUGCGCGGAGAAAUUUUGGAAUACAUCGCUGCUGCCCCCUCUGAGUCGCCAUAGCACCGCAUCACCCAAGUACACAUUGGCAUUGGACUUGGACGAGACUUUGGUGCACAGCACAAGCUUCCGCAUAGCAAAGACUGCCAACCUUGAUAGUACUGUUAUCGAUUGUUACGGGGAGAAAGUCCAUGUUUACGAACGUCCGUUCCUGACGUAUUUCCUGCUGAGAGCUUCAGAGCAUUUCGAUAUUGUUGUCUACACAACAAUGGAAAAGCCCUAUGCUCUGAAAAUGGUCACUUGGAUCAACCGUGACUUCAGACUAGUGAAGUAUUUGCUACGAUUUACACCCAAAACAGCGGAUCAUUGCGUGCAGCAGGAAAGUCGCUACAUCAAAUGCUUGCAGAUGCUUGGUCGUGAUCUUCGUAAAACAAUUCUCGUCGACAGUAGCCCAACGCAGUUAGCUUACAACGGCCGAAAUGGUAUCCACAUUGAUGAGUGGCAUGGAUGCCACAAGGAUAGAGCUCUCUUGGAGUUGUGCAAGUAUCUACAUGACCUUGUGAUCUGUCAUCCGGAUGAUGUUCGACCAUUCGUCGAAGGCCGUGCCAUGGGAAAGGUUUUGUACCGGCUGUAUCAUGUUGCAGACUUGGAAGCCGAUUGA